AUCAGAAUUUGCUUCACUAUCAAGACGAUACAGAGUCAUCUCGACAUCUGCACUGCCAGUUGGCGAGCUUCGUUCCGCCUAUACCACCGUUCAGUGCACUCGCAGGCUGGACAGGCCUCACGAGUGCGUAGCCUGUCCAACAUGGCUUCUGGACAUUCCAAUUGGGUCAGCAACCCGGACGAGGACCGCGGGCCCAUGGUCGCAGCCGUGCUCUGGUGCCUCACAGCCGUGACCGGCUUCAUCCUUGGGCUCCGCAUCUACGUUCGCGUCUCUCUGCGUCGCGUGCAAUUGGACGACGUCAUUCUCCUCUUCGCCUGGUGCACCCUGCUUGUAGUGUCGAUUUUGAACCAGCUCCUUGUCAAUCUUGGCUUCGGCAUGCAUUCACUUGAUGUACCCUUCGGAAACCUCAACCAGAUCGCUACGCUGGGCGCCAGUGGCCUCACAGUCUCUACCAUCGGCAUCAACGCCGCCAAAAUAUCCUUUGCAGUCACACUGCUUCACCUCACCAAGAAUCUCUGGAAAUGGACGAACUGGCUCAUUUGGGUUGUCAUAAUCUCUCUGGUCCUGCUGGCUGUGCCAGUCGCGGUUCUGCCAUGGGUUCAGUGUCGACCUUUGGUCAAAACCUUCGUCGACUUCUGGCCUGGCGAGUGUAUCGACAAGGCUCAUUCUGUGCGUUAUGGCACUAUCCAGGGUGUGUAUUCUGCCAUUACCGACUUCACUCUCGCACUGCUGCCAUGGAAGAUUCUGUGGGCGCUUCAAAUGCGCCCGAUCGAGAAGGUGGGCGUUGGCAUUGCCAUGAGCCUUGGCAUGGCUGCCGGUGCCAUGGCCAUUCUACGUAGCAUGGCACUCUACAAGCUUUCAUCAAUCGACGUCUCUUACGACGGUGUGGUUUCAACCAUGUGGGCCACUAUCGAGCUUUCGGUGACCAUAGUCGCCGCCUGCAUCCCAGUUUUGCGCGCAUUCGUCAAGGAGCAGGUAUCGACCAUACGGACUGGUCUCAGCAAGAACUCGCGGCUUAAGAGUACCGCCCGCGGGACUGCAGGGAACUCUCGCGCGGGCGGCUCAACGGCUUACCAGCUCACGCGGAUGAGUGGCAGGUUUGAUGCUCAUAAGAACGGGAGGCAAUGGUUCACAGUCGCGGAGUAUGAGAGUGAGAACGACGCCUUCGAAAAUGGUGACCAAGGUGAUAAGAUGAGAAUCUUGCCCGAAGACGCCAAGAAGGAAGACGUCCUGACGACGACAGCCAGCAGCGCUUACAGCACGAACGAGUGAGUCCACUUCGCCCGAGCUAACUGCUGAGCGAUACAAUGCUGGAGCGAACAAGCAAUCUACUCUGUUGGUGUAGGGAGCAUAUGACCAAGGACGAUCUUCAUUCUUCUAUGCAUGCUGCGAGGACUGACAGCGUGGUGUGCAUGCUUUACGUGUGAUUUGGCUCGAGCGGCAGAAGAUCUGGGUCUGGGAAGGCGUUUCCCCAUAUCAACAUCGUGGGGACCAAGUAAUACAGUACGACCAGAUUAAAUGUCGUUGUCCGAAGGUCGUACUGU
Messenger RNA from Microdochium trichocladiopsis, 1544 nucleotides. RefSeq lists its product as uncharacterized. The transcript has 6 exons. The coding region runs from base 142 to 1272 and encodes 376 amino acids. NCBI's taxonomy places the organism in Eukaryota, Fungi, Ascomycota, Sordariomycetes, Xylariales, Microdochiaceae. The record is from RefSeq and is a predicted model, not a curated record.